AUCUCCGAACUCAUCAUCGGAUGAACGAGCCCAUCAUGGGAGACUUUUUGGUGAGAUUCAGCAGUUUGGUGAUUCUGCUGGCCUCGCUGCAAGGCAGUCGCCCUCGCCCUCACCACCGACAGCUAGAAAAACUCCGCCUAAAGUCAUGCCUAAACCAGUGCGGAAGAAGUCAGACGAAGCUCCACCAGUUUCGAAACCCGUUUCCCAAUCCAGCGCAGGUGCCUCAGGCCUUUCUAAGACUUUGUCAUCAUGGAAGAAGAGUAGAGCUGUGUCAGCUCCUCCUGUUUCCAGAUUGCUUGACUCCAGUCAACAGCACGAAACCCUCAAAAACUCAAUCAAAGUACUCCCAGAGGAGGCUCCAGUACCCCUGAUUGAAGAGGAACGCAGGAAGAAAGCUGAGGACGAACUCUACGAGAAGAACAUCAGGAAUUACAAUCCGCGCUUGUUUAGGUUGCAACACAAGCUUGACACAACUGACGAACAAGACACGCCAAACAACUCUGUCACAUCACCAUCUGACAGGACUAGGGAUUCAAAGAAGGAAUCCCCAGAUAACCUGAGAAAGCAACGACGCUAAACUUCCAGGGCGACAAUGUGGAUGAGAAAAAUGUCAGCAUGCAAAUGAAACAAGUUUCGGCCUGCACAUGAAACAAGUUUUUGCCU
Dreissena polymorpha is the source of this 663-nucleotide messenger RNA. RefSeq lists its product as uncharacterized. The record is from RefSeq and is a predicted model, not a curated record. Lineage: Eukaryota; Metazoa; Mollusca; Bivalvia; Myida; Dreissenidae. Bases 146 to 577 code for a protein of 143 amino acids. The transcript is spliced from 4 exons.